This is a messenger RNA of Venturia canescens, 1245 nucleotides long. Its product is annotated as facilitated trehalose transporter Tret1-like. The annotation marks the transcript as partial. Gene Ontology annotation, molecular function: transmembrane transporter activity. Lineage: Eukaryota; Metazoa; Arthropoda; Insecta; Hymenoptera; Ichneumonidae. Gene Ontology annotation, cellular component: membrane. The record is from RefSeq and is a predicted model, not a curated record. Gene Ontology annotation, biological process: transmembrane transport. The transcript has 3 exons.
AUGGGAGCGUUCGCUGCUCAAGGGUUUGCUGCCCUUGUCGCGACACUGGCGACAUUCAGCGUUGGCCUCAUGUUGUCCUGGAUAACGCCGUCUCUACCAAAAUUUUUUCACGAAGCAAGCAGCGUAAAUUAUGAAGAUGAGAUAAAAGUAACACCGGAAGAAGGUUCUUGGAUAGCGAGCAUGCUGUUUUUGGCUACCGUAUUUGGACCGCCGCUGAGCAUGAUCACGGUCGAUCGGAUCGGAAGGAAAUGGUCGCUCGGUGGAAUCGUCGUAAUUUUGUUAAUAUCUUGGAUCAUUACCGGAUGGGCGAGAACCGUUGAGUUGAUUGACGUCGGUAGAUUCAUCGGUGGACUUGCUGUGGGUGCAGUUUUCCCUUUAACAGCGAUUUAUCUUGGGGAAAUCGCUGAAGAUAGAUCACGCGGUAUCGUGAGCUCGGCGCUUUCGGUCUCCAUGAAUGCAGGGCAGGUCUUGGCUGUGGGUGCUGGACCGUGGGUUUCGAGAGCAAUGCUUUCGACCAUCUCGAUCAUUCCACUGACUGUAUUCAUCAUCGCAUUCCCAUGGAUCCCAGAAACUCCUUACUAUUGGCUAAUCAGAGGAGCGCGAGAAAAAGCAGCGACCUCCCUCAUAUUCCUGCGGCAAAGGUCGGAUGUGGAGAAAGAAUUGGCUGCCUUGGAGUCGGCUGUGUACCAGGAUCAAAAGAAUCAGCAUGGAUUCGGUGCAACGACACUGUUCCGAGUUCGGAGCAGCCGAAGGGCUUUUCUAAUUGGAAUAGGACUGAUGACGUUCCAACAGCUUUCCGGUUCUCAAGCGAUAAUAUCGUAUGCCGGUAUUAUUUUGACGACUUCGGGCAUCCCCGGUUGGACCAACUGGUCCAUGUUUAUACUGGGGAUGUUCCAACUCGUUGCCGCAUCAGGUUCGCUUUUCCUCAUCGACUCGCUCGGGCGUCGUCCACUUUUAAUAUCGUCCUCUCUGCUCACUAGUAUUUUUAUAUUCCUUGAGGCUGUUUUUUUCCAUCUGCAAUACCUCGGCUGCGACAUGAGCUUGUUCCGGUGGGUACCACUCGUCGGACUCGUAGGAUUUACCGUUGCCAUCGUGCCGGGACUUUGCGGUGUGCCGUGGCUCAUGAUCAACGAAAUAUUUUCCGCGGACACGAAGGCUUUCGCGUCCAUGUUACUCGGCAUGUACGGUUCGUUACUAGGAUUCCUCCUGACCAAGCUCUACGAACCUGCUUCAUCGGAACUCGGC